AUGUCGCAACAAUCCCUUGAGACGCUGAACCGGCUGGUUUUAGAGCUGAAGUCACGACACGAUGAUACACGAAAGAGAGCAGCAUUGGAACUGAGAGAGCAGGUGGUAAUUGCAGCAAGAGAUUUCCCACAGGAGCGGUUCUUAGAGUUCUACAAUGUUGUGAACUCCAGAGUUACGAAUCUUAUCAGUCAUGGAAGCGAUCCUUCAGAGCGUCUGGGAGGCAUCCAGGCCUUGGAUGCCCUCAUCGAUUUCGAUGGCGUCGACGUUGCGCAGAAGACAACCCGGUUUACACAGUCGCUCCGGACUGUCUUACGAGGCAAAGACCUGGUUGCGAUGCAGCCGGCGGCAGUAGCGCUAGGGAAGAUUUGCAGACCAGGUGGCUCUCUCAUAUCUGAGCUUGUGGAGGCCGAGGUCAAGACGGCACUAGAAUGGUUACAAUCAGACCGUGUGGAGGAGAGACGGUACAGUGCGGUUCUUGUUCUCAGGGAGCUUGGCCGUAAUGCACCGACAUUGAUGUACACCUUUGUCGGUCUUAUAUUUGACCAGAUAUGGGUGGGCCUGCGCGAUCAACGACUCCUGAUUCGGCAGACUGCGGCGGAGGCCAUUAGUGCCUGCUUCCAGAUCAUCAGAGAGAGAGACCAGGCCAUGCGGCAGACAUGGCAGGCAAAGAUCUACGAUGAGGCGAUCCAGGGAAUCAAACAAGGCUCCGUGGAGUACAUCCACGGUUCUCUGCUUGUGAUCAAGGAACUGCUUCAACAAGGAGGCAUGUUCAUGCACGAGCACUACCAGGAGGUAUGCGAUAUUAUAUUCCGGCAGAAGGACCAUCGAGAUGCACAGAUCCGCCGCACGGUAGUGUUGCUGAUACCAGAGCUGGCCAACUAUUCGCCGGCAGAGUUUGCACAGUCUUACCUCCACAAAUUCAUGGUAUUCCUAUCUGGCAUGCUGAAGAAGGAUAAGGACCGAAAUGACGCCUUCUUGGCGAUUGGAAAUAUUGCAAAUGCGGUGAAGAGCGCGAUAGCACCAUAUCUGGACGGGGUGUUGAUCUACGUGCGGGAGGGACUGAGCCUUAAAUCGAGACGAACUGGCACGGUCGAUCCGGUUUUUGACUGUAUCAGCAGACUGGCUGUUGCAGUGGGCCAAACCCUGAGCAAAUACAUGGAGGCCCUUCUAGAUCCCAUUUUCGCCUGCGAGUUGACUCCAAAGCUUACCCAGGCGCUUGUAGAUAUGGCAUUCUAUAUUCCGCCAGUCAAGCCAACGAUUCAGGAGAGAUUGUUGGAUAUGCUGAGCAAUGUGCUCUGUGGGGCGCCAUUUAAGCCUUUAGGAGCGCCAACUGCGAACACUAUUGUUACGGCACCCGUUAUUCCCAAAGAUUCUAAGGAUCCACUUGCAUAUGAGCAUCGUCAAGCUGAGAUCAAGCUGGCACUAAACACAUUGGGAAGCUUCGAUUUCUCCGGGCAUGUGCUCAACGAGUUUGUUCGUGACGUUGCAAUCAAGUACGUCGAAGACGAAAACCCCGAAAUCCGAGAGGCGGCAGCUUUAACAUGUUGCCAACUUUACGUUCGCGACCCUAUCGUCAACCAGACCAGCUACCACGCGAUUCAAGUUGUGAGCGAGGUCAUUGAGAAACUCCUCACAGUGGGUGUGGCGGAUCCUGAUCCUGGCAUUCGAAGAACUGUACUCGCAGCUCUGGAUGAGCGUUUUGAUCGUCAUCUUGCCAAGGCGGAAAACAUUCGUACUUUGUUCUUCGCCCUUAAUGAUGAAAUAUUUGCAAUCCGAGAGGUUGCUAUCGCUAUCAUCGGUCGGCUCACGCAUGUGAACCCGGCCUAUGUUAUACCUUCGCUCCGAAAGGUCCUAAUACAAAUGCUCACCGAGCUUGAGUUUUCCGAUGUCGCGAGAAACAAGGAGGAGAGCGCGAAGCUCCUGAGUUUGCUUGUACAGAACUCGCAGAGGCUAAUCAAGCCAUACGUCGAUCCUAUGAUCUCUGUCCUGUUGCCGAAGGCUCGAGAUCCCAGCCCUGCAGUGGCUGCAACUAUUCUCAAGGCCAUUGGCGAGCUUGCAACAGUCGGCGGUGAAGAUAUGAUGCCAUAUAUUGAUAAGCUUAUGCCGAUUAUCAUUGAGGCUCUACAAGACCAAAGCUCUUCUGCCAAACGAGAAGCAGCUCUCCGAACCCUCGGACAGUUAGCAAGCAAUUCAGGUUAUGUGAUCGAUCCGUACCUUGAUCACCCACAACUUCUCGAGAUUCUCCAGAAUAUCAUCAGAGGUGAACCUCAACGAGGUCCACUGCGUCAGGAAACCAUCAAGCUUAUGGGUAUCCUUGGUGCUCUGGACCCCUACAGACACCAGCAAGUUGAAGAACGAUCACCAGAGAUGCAGCUGCGCCUUGAAUCGAAUCAAAUGACGGAUAUCUCUCUCAUGAUGACUGGUCUCACACCAUCGAGCAAGGAAUAUUUCCCAACUGUUGUGAUAAACGCGCUUCUCCAGAUUUUGAAAGACCAAUCUCUGGCUCAGCAUCACGCGCUCGUCAUUGAGGCAAUCAUGAAUAUAUUCAGAACAUUAGGUUUGGAGUGUGUCUCGUUCCUCGAUAAGAUCAUUCCCGCCUUCCUGAGCGUUAUUCGGAGUUCUCCUACUAGUCGCCUUGAAUCAUACUUCAGUCAAUUGGGCAUUCUAGUUACAAUUGUCCGACAACACAUUCGGAACUUCUUACCCGAUAUUGUGACGGUUUUGCAGGAGUACUGGAACGUGUCUCCGACUUUACAAGCGAACAUCCUUCAAUUGGUGGAGGCAAUUUCGCGAUCGCUUGAGGGCGAGUUCAAGAUAUACCUGGCUGGUCUGCUUCCACUCAUGUUAGGUGUGCUGGAGAAAGAUGUUUCAACGAGACGUCUACCUUCCGAGCGUGUUUUGCAUGCCUUCCUGGUCUUCGGAUCUAGUGCCGAAGAAUACAUGCACUUGAUAAUCCCAGUCAUUGUCAGUGUGUUCGAGAAGCCGCAACAGCCAUCUUUCAUCCGGAAGUCUGCAAUCGAGACUAUCGGCAAGAUCUCGAGACAGGUCAAUCUCAAUGAUUAUGCGUCCAAGAUCAUUCAUCCAUUGGCGAGAGUGCUGGCCGUCAAUGAUAGUUCCUUGAGGAUGGCUGCGCUUGACACCCUCUGCGCGCUAAUCUUCCAACUUGGGAAAGAUUACCUACACUUCGUUGGGACCGUCAACAAAUUUCUCCAAGCACAAGGUAUCCAGCAUCAGAACUAUGAGCUCCUAGUAAGCAAGCUGCAGAAAGGAGAAGUCCUGCCGCACGAUCUGAACGCCGAAGACCGCUAUAACAACAACAUCGACGAAGCGCAGUUCGCAGAUGUUAAUCAGAAGAAGUAUGAUGCAAAUCCCGUACACCUUAAAGCGUCCUGGGAUACCACUGGCAAGUCGACGAAGGAAGAUUGGCAGGAAUGGAUGCGCCGCUUCAGUCUUACUGUUUUGCAGGAGUCUCCUAAUCAAGCACUCCGAUCAUGUGCUUUUCUGGCAAGCGUGUAUCCCCCGCUGGCAAGAGAGUUAUUCAAUUCGGCUUUUGUAUCAUGUUGGGGCGACUUGAUUGAUCCGUAUCAGGACGAUCUGAUCCAAAACAUUGAGACGGCGAUUCGAUCUCCUCACGUUACCCCCGACCUUCUAGGUAUCUUGCUAAAUCUGGCUGAAUUCAUGGAGCACGACGACAAGGCUCUUCCAAUUGAUAUUCGAGUUCUAGGCCGCGAAGCCGGUAGAUGCCACGCAUGGGCCAAGGCCUUGCAUUACAAGGAACUGGAGUUCUGCCAAGAUCAGACCAGUGGUGCUGUUGAAGCGUUGAUCCAAAUCAACAAUCAACUGCAGCAGUACGAUGCUGCUAUAGGUAUCUUACGAAAGGCCCAGUUAUACAAGGAUGGCAUUCAGCUGCGCGAGACUUGGUUCGAGAAACUUGAGCGCUGGGAGGAAGCACUGGAUUUCUAUCAGAAGCGCGAGAAAGAACACCCUGACCAAGCAGAAACCUUUGAUGUUAUCAUGGGAAAGAUGAGAUGUCUACACGCCUUGGGAGAAUGGGAAUCCUUAUCCACGUUGGCUCAGGACAAAUGGCAUACUUCUACUCUUGAGAUCAAGCGUGCUGUUGCACCUCUGGCUGCCGCUGCGGCCUGGGGCUUAGGCAAAUGGGAUCUCAUGGAUGACUACCUCAGUGUCAUGAAAACCAACACUCCCGAUCGAUCAUUCUUUGGUGCCAUUCUUGCCCUGCACCGCAAUCAAUUCCGGGAAGCAGGCCUUUACGUCCAAAAGGCCCGAGAGGGGCUGGAUACAGAGCUAAGCGCUUUGGUCAGCGAGUCUUAUAAUCGAGCGUACUCGGUCGUCGUUCGCGUGCAAAUGCUGGCAGAACUUGAAGAACUUAUUGUCUACAAGCAAAGCAACAAUAAUCCCGCCAAGCAAGAGACCAUGCGGCGAACUUGGGAAAAGCGACUUCUUGGCUGUCAGAGGAAUGUGGAAGUGUGGCAAAGAAUGCUGAAGUUGCGCGCAUUGGUUAUCUCACCCAAAGAGAAUAUGCAGAUGUGCAUCAAAUUCGCAAACCUCUGCAGAAAGUCGGGUCGGAUGGGAUUGGCUGAGAAGCAUCUGAAGAUGCUUAUUGGAAGCGAAGAGAGCCUGGACAUGAUGCUACCUUUCACUGAGAGUGGCGAGUUCCGACGCGAAGGCCUAGCUGCGAUGAAGAGCAUACCGCCACAGGUUAAUUAUGCCGUGCUCAAAUACCAAUGGGACUCGGGAAAGCAAACCCAGGCUUUGGAGGCUCUCAAGAUGUUCACAACAGAGAUGGCAGAUAGACUGGAUGCUGCGCAGAUGGCCGCUCAGGGCAUGAACGGUGGAGGCGAUGCCAACAGUAUGAAUGGCAAUAUGGGGUCAAGCAACGGUUAUGGUGGCCACCCCAUGUUUACACCUAAAGGUAUGGCCGAACAUACAGUGCUCCUUGCCAGGUGCUGUCUCAAGCAGGGCGAAUGGCAAAUAGCAGAGAAGAGAGGCGACUGGCAGCAUGAUCACGUUGACGACGUUCUAUCUUCCUAUCGCGCUGCAACACAUUUCAAUCCCAACUGGUACAAGGCAUGGCAUGCGUGGGCGCUUGCCAAUUUUGAGAUCGUCCAGGCUAUAAGUUCACGAGAUCAGGCCACUGUACCACCAAAUAUUGUUAUCGACCACGUCGUCCCUGCAGUUCGUGGAUUUUUCAAAUCAAUCGCACUUUCAGCCGGGAGCUCUUUGCAAGAUACCCUAAGACUUCUAACCCUGUGGUUUGCUCAUGGCGGUAGUCCAGAAGUAAACGCGGUUGUGACUGAAGGCUUUUCUUCCGUCAGUGUCGACACUUGGCUGGAGGUCAUUCCUCAACUUAUUGCCCGAAUCAAUCAGCCAAACACCCGUGUUAGACAGUCGAUCCACAACCUGCUUGCAGAUGUUGGUAGAGCGCAUCCGCAAGCUCUUGUCUAUCCGUUGACAGUAGCAAUGAAGUCCGCUCCAAAUACUCGGCGAUCAAGGUCUGCUAUGCAAAUCAUGGACAGUAUGCGACAGCAUAGUGCACGACUCGUUGAGCAGGCCGACAUUGUAAGCCACGAGCUUAUCCGAGUUGCGGUGUUAUGGCAUGAGCAAUGGCAUGAAGGUCUCGAGGAGGCGUCAAGGCUGUAUUUUGGAGAUCAUAAUAUCGAGGGCAUGUUUGCCACCCUGGCUCCAUUGCAUGAUAUGCUCGACCAAGGCCCAGAGACGCUUCGAGAAAUAUCCUUUGCCCAAACCUUCGGUCGCGACCUCCAAGAAGCCCGUGAAUGGUGUUACACCUACAGACAGUCAGGCGAUGUUGGCGAUAUCAACCAGGCAUGGGACCUUUACUAUCAAGUAUUCCGAAGAAUUGCGCGCCAACUGCCGCAACUCAAUAAUUUGGAACUGGCAUACGUGUCGCCCAAGCUUCUUCAUGCUCGUGAUCUGGAUCUGGCUGUUCCCGGAACUUAUCAAAGUGGCAAACCAGUCAUCCGGAUCCUCAACUUCGAGUCGACGUUUACUGUCAUCUCUUCUAAGCAACGCCCUCGAAAACUUAGUCUCAAUGGUAGCGACGGUACUGCAUACGCAUUCGUUCUCAAGGGCCACGAGGAUAUUCGUCAAGAUGAGCGUGUUAUGCAGCUGUUUGGCCUUUGCAAUACGCUAUUGACCAACGAUUCGGAGUCUUACAAACGACACUUAAAUAUCCAGAGAUAUCCUGCCAUUCCACUGUCGCAGAACUCGGGUCUGCUCGGCUGGGUUCCAAACAGUGAUACCCUGCACGUCUUGAUCCGCGAGUACAGAGAAAGCCGCAAGAUUCUGCUGAACAUCGAACACCGUAUCAUGCUGCAAAUGGCUCCUGAUUAUGACAAUCUGACCCUCAUGCAAAAGGUUGAGGUGUUCGGAUACGCUCUGGAUAACACCACUGGCCAAGAUCUUUACCGAGUCUUGUGGCUAAAGAGCAAGAGUUCGGAAUCUUGGUUGGAGCGUCGGACCAAUUACACUCGAUCUCUUGGUGUAAUGUCUAUGGUCGGAUACAUUCUCGGUCUUGGCGACAGGCAUCCAUCGAACUUGAUGCUUGACAGGAUCACCGGCAAUAUCGUCCAUAUCGAUUUUGGUGACUGUUUCGAGGUUGCUAUGCAUCGUGACAAGUAUCCGGAGCGGGUGCCCUUCCGAUUGACUCGAAUGUUGACCUACGCAAUGGAAGUUAGUAAUAUCGAGGGAAGUUUCAGGAUCACUUGUGAGAACGUCAUGAGAGUGCUGCGCGACAACAAGGAGUCUUUGAUGGCUGUUCUUGAAGCCUUCAUACACGACCCUCUCCUUAAUUGGCGUCUCACCGGCGACACUGCCUCUCCGCCAGGUCCCCAUUUCCGUGGGGAACGGGACCGCCGCGAGUCGCACAUUGCCAAUGAAAAUCGCCGACCCUCGAUGAUAGACGGCGAUCCAUCAGCUCACGUGCCUCAAGUUCCUACUACAGCCCCUGGGGGACCACCAUCUUCACGACCCCGUGCAAGAACAAACUCGACUGCUCUCGGAGCUGGAGGGCCCGAUGUCGACAUGGCAGAAACGCAAAACGAAAGGGCGGUGCAGGUGCUGAACCGGGUCAAGGAGAAGCUGACUGGCCACGAUUUCAAACCCGAAGAAGAAUUGACGUACACUCUCCAAGUUGACAAGUUGCUGGUUGAGGCGACGAAGCUGGAGAAUUUGUGCCAGCACUACAUUGGAUGGUGCAGUUUCUGGUGA
Molecule: messenger RNA, 7248 nt
Organism: Amorphotheca resinae ATCC 22711
Lineage: Eukaryota; Fungi; Ascomycota; Leotiomycetes; Helotiales; Amorphothecaceae
Exons: 6
Coding region: 1-7248 (2415 amino acids)
Biological process (GO): TOR signaling; protein phosphorylation; negative regulation of macroautophagy
Cellular component (GO): TORC1 complex; TORC2 complex; nucleus
Molecular function (GO): protein serine/threonine kinase activity; protein binding; protein-containing complex binding
Source: RefSeq, a predicted model, not a curated record